UGAAAGUGUUUUUCAGCAGGUUACAAAAGGACGUCUGCACUGCAGUCCUGCAGUUCUGUUAGAAGAAGGAGAGGGACUUUUGUUUUUAAUGAAAAACAGCCGGUCCUCAAACAAAUCUUCUGCUACGGACUGAUAGACAGUUUUUAUCUGUAAAACAAAGACAGACUCAAUGGUUCUGCUGCCACGACCCUGAGAGAAGCUGAAUGUUCAAGAGUUUGACCCACAAUGGAGGAGCCCAGAUCUGACAACUCAGAGGAUAUUUAUGGUGAGGAAGACGAGGGCCCUCCUUCAGCAUACACUGACUGUGAGGCUGACUAUCAAAAGGCUGCUACAGAUGAUGAAGAUUCAUUUGUGGAUCUUUACUGUGAAGAAGAAAAGGACCCAGGAUCAACAACAUGUGCCGACUGUGAAGCUGAUUAUCAUGAAACGGGUACAGAUGGUAAAGCUGUUUGCCGUCAUGUUAAGACAACACAGUAUAAGAUCAGCCAUGAGUUAAUUUCUCAGCCUCUGGAGACUCCUGUUGGUGAAAUGGAGAACCACAUUGUGAUCAACUGCAGGGAGGAAGAAACGUUACAAGAGACAACAGAGCCAAAUGACUCGACCGAAAUCAGUGAUCUCCCUGGAAAACCAAACCUUGAGGAAGAAAGGAAAACACAAAAGACCAACCUUGAGAGGCUUUUGGAAGAUUUGGGCUUGGAGCAGUACCACAGAGAGAAGUUAUCAUUAAGCAGAAUACUUGGGAUUGAUGAGAAGACGAUCACUGAUGAGCUGGGCGACUGUAAAUCAAAUAUCCCGUUGAAUUUUCUCAAGAAAUUAGUGAUGGUUAAUGUGACUGCUAGAAAUGUAAAAGGUGUAUCAUGUGACUUGAGUAAUUCCUCUUCUGAGUCAAACUGUGAUGAUGAAUCAGACAGUACAGAGAGCAAUUUUGAGGAUCUGUUUGAGAGCCCAAAUGAAACUGAAACAUUUAAUCCUCUUGAUAUAAUGACUGCUCUCCUUUUGUGUUCUGAUGGUUUUGUUCAGCAAGAACUGGCUCUAAAAAUGUCCAUGUGUCAGUUCUCUGUUCCUCUGCUGCUUCCUAACUGUGAUACACAGCAGUGCACCCUCAUGCUGUGGGCCAUGAGAGACAUUGUUAAGAAGUACAGACCUUCAGAUCUUUCAGAAUCAAAAGGCUUCAUAGAAGAAAGAAUAGUUCUUUCUGAACUUCCAAUGAUCUCAUUUGUGAGACUGGGUGAGUGCUCUCUGUCCAAAUCAGAGAUCCUCAAUAAGCUUCUGAAUAACUCUCAGCAAUACCAUGACACCUUUGUUCACCGUGACAUGGAGUCUGGAGACAUUCAGAGAAGAAUAUCCAAUGGACUGACUGAAAUGACCUGGUACCUUCCCUGUGGAAACAAAAACAUGGACAUCUUCAGUGAACCAGUUGCUAUAGCUAACCUUCGUGGAGACAUUGCUUCAUUUGAAACUCAAUUCUCCUUUUUAUGUCAGACAUCUGCUGCAGUUUUUGUUUUCUUUGACCAGCUGGACUCUGAGUGUGAACUGCUGAUGAACAAAAACCAUAAAGCUCAAAUCUUCUUAGUGGGAAACCAACAGAACAAGAGCCUUACUCCAGAUGUUCUGAAGAAACUAGCAACCAGGCUGAACUUGACAAAAAACAAUAUAAUUAUAAAAACUGACAAAACAAAUGAUGCAGAUUUUGUCAAAUCUUUGAAAAAAGUUGUGAGCAGUGUACUUACCAAACCACAGUUAAAGAUGUCAGUAGAGCAGAUGGCUGAUGUUGCAUAUGAAUUAGGAAUUCCAGUUGAUGAAGAUUCUCCAGAGUGCCAGGCUGGAAAGAAAAAUGCAGAUGCCAUCACUGCAGAGAUAAAAGAUACUUUUCAAUUCAAAGAAAAUCAGUUUCCUUUGCAAGGUCAAAUAUGGAAGGAACUGACAUUUUUGGAAAAGGAAGAAUUUCAUCUCCGAAACAUUGGUUCUGAAAAUAUAGAAAACUAUAAGAGCAACCUUAAAAAGAAAAAAGAAGAGCAACGUAAAAAACAGAACUCCUAUGCAAUGUCAAAUGUAAUGACAUGCUUCAUUAAUGCAAUAGCCAGCCCAGAUAGAGAAAGGUGUUACUUUCUUAAAUGGAUGAGAAUGAACCUCGACAACUUGUCUCGAAUCAAACUUUCUGGCCUUAGAGAGCUUUACAAGGAAAAAUGCAAAGAUUCUGAAAACAAACAAGAGAUCAAAGAAAUUGACCAACAACUUUCCAGCAGCUCACUGGGAGUUGAGCACUUCUUCCGUGAAAUGGGUCAGAUCUAUGAAGCUUCUCUUUACCUUCCAGAAACAGAUCCAUCACGUCAACAGCUGCAACAUCUGCCCAAACUCUGUGCUCAGUUGUUGCUGGAUGGAUUUCCUCUUGAGCUUGUAGAUGGAGAUGCUUCCAACAUUCCUCUCAGAUGGGUGAGUGAUGUUCUCUCUCAGCUCAAUGACUUGGUGUCUCCAAAGAACAAGAUCCUGGUCGUCACAGUUCUUGGAGUUCAGAGCACAGGGAAGUCCACUCUCCUUAACACCAUGUUUGGAGUUCAGUUUGCAGUCAGCAGUGGUCGAUGCACUAGAGGUGCCUUCAUGCUGCUCAUCAAAGUCAAUGAAGACUUCAAGAAAGUUCUCAACUGUGACUUCAUGAUGAUCAUCGACACUGAAGGCUUAAAGUCACCAGAGCUAGCACAGCUGGACAACAGCCAUGAGCAUGACAAUGAGCUGGCAACACUUGUUGUUGGUCUGAGUAAUAUCACCAUUAUCAAUGUUGCAAUGGAGAAUUCAACAGAGAUGAAAGACAUCCUGCAGAUAGUGGUGCAUGCUUUCCUCAGGAUGAAGGAGGUCGGCAAAAAGCCUCAAUGUCAGUUUGUUCACCAGAACAUUUCUGAUGUUUCAGCUCAUGAGAAGAACCUGAGAGACAGGAAGCUGCUGUUAGAACAGCUGAAUGAGAUGACCCAGGCUGCAGCUAGAAUGGAGAAAAGAGAAGAGAACAAGAACUUCACUGAUGUGAUGGAGUAUAAUCCAGACACUGGGAACUGCUACAUUCCUGGACUCUGGAAUGGAAACCCACCAAUGGCUCCAGUCAAUGCAGGAUACAGUGAGACUGUCUAUGAACUAAAGAAAAACAUCAUCCAACAGCUGAGAAAGUGUGGGUCAACUUCUAAUAACAUCUUGGAGUUCAGAGAGUGGAUAACCAGCCUGUGGAACGCAGUAAAACAUGAAAACUUCAUCUUCAGCUUCAGAAACAGCCUGGUGGCUGAUGCUUACAUGAGGCUCUGCACAGAGUACAACCAAUGGGAGUGGGAGUUCAAAAAGGAAAUGUACAAAUGGGUUACCACAGCAGAGAUAAGGAUAUCCAAUUUUGGUACAGCUGCUGCAUCAUCUGAAAUAUCUGACAUGAAUGAAUUCGUGACCGAGUUGAAAAGUGAAGCAAUCACAGAGCUGAUCAAGUGGGAGACAAAGAUCCUUGAAAACCUGAAGAAAUACUUUGAUCAGCCAGAAGGUCAUGUUUAUCUGGUUGAAGGAUACAGAGAGGAUUUCUCCAACAGCAUAAAGAGUCUUCGACGACAAACUGAAAGAUCAGUGUUGAACCAGAUCACAGCAGCUGCUGACAUCAAGCAAGGAAUGGAAGAACUCGACAAAAUCAGGGCCACUUAUACAGAAAAAAUUGAGAAAGCAGUUUAUGCUUUAAUUAAUGAAUGUCGUGAGAAGAAAGUUCAAAUGAUGGACAAAGAACUUAAUGAAUGUUUUGACAAGAUGUGGACUGAAGCAAUGAACACCUUGUCUUUCUCUGAACAGCAGACUUUAAAUGUCUUCACCAGUGUGUCCCUUCAGUUGCAAGCAAAUCUUUCACACAAAGGAAGCCAUGCAUGUGAACUGCUGAGUAAAAAAAACCUCAAAGACUGUGGACUGGAGCCUUUUAAAUAUACCCCAAGAGGGGUGCAUGAAAACUUCAAAGUUGCCAUUAAAGGGAUUUUAACCUCGAAGAAUCUAGUCAAGGAAAGACAAGAAGUUGCUGACACAAUCAUAUCUGCUUGCAAUGACUGUGUUUGGGAUCAAAUCAAGAGAAAAACCAAUUAUCACGAUACUUACAUCCAGGAGAUUCUUCACAUCAUUGAUGAAAAGCUGAACAAAGCUGAUGUUGAUACUGACAUAGAGUUUGAGGUGUCUCUGAAACAACACAUAUGUGGAUCUGCAGCCAGAAAGUUUCAGAAAAUGCAUGAAGAAUUUAUCCAAGAAAAUGAUCCUUACAGAUGUCUGCAGAAAAACAAAGAAAAGUUCUGCACAGACUUCAAAGAUGUGUUUUAUGAAAGAGAUCAAUGCCAGAAGAAAGCUGAAGAAUUCACAAACCAAUGUCUGAAACCUGCUGUUGAAAACUUCAUCUAUCGUUCUCUUGGUCUUGAUAUUGUUGAUAAAAUGCUGACAAAAGAGGAGUUCAGCACACGAAUGUCCUUCCAGUAUUCAAUUUUAUUGGAUCUGAUUUCAAAAAGUGCCUUUGAAAAUUUUAAGAGCUACAUUCGCUCAUAUGAAGAUUAUGUAAAAUCCUGGAUAUCUGGUAGAAUAAAGGAGACAUUCUCAUUUGGGUCUACUCUAUGUGAGUUAGAGGACAAACAUCUUAAGUUCUGUGUUAACCACAUAAAUGAUGCCAUUACAAAGGUAAAAGCAGAAAACACUGACAGUCUGAGGACAUUUGUUGAAAAUAUCUGCAAAGAAGUUGGAGAUAAACUGGUAAUUUCCCAGGAUUCUCUUGAUGCCUUCAUGGUUCUGAACAAUGCUGACCAGGAACAGUUUGGUCACUGGCUCAACGAGUGUGUGGAGGAAAUGACAGAAGCUCUUAGAGAAAAGUUUAAAUCAACUGAGUUUGAAACAAAACUCUCACGACUCCACAUAAAACCAGAGAAUGAGCUUUUCACCAGAGUGAUUGGUUGUUGCAAACAGUGUCCAUUCUGCAAAAUACCUUGUGAUGCAGGUGGAAAAAACCACACUCAACACUUUGCUUCUCUGCAUCGACCAAAUGGUUUAGGUUUGAUCAAGUCGAAAGACUCAAAAAAACUCACGACUGACGUCUGCAAUUCUCUUGUUAUCAGUAACAAACGUUUUCGCUGCAGUGUCACAAACAAUGAAUGGUGUCCUUACACAAAAUAUAAGAAUUUUUUCUCAGACUGGGAUAUUCGUGCAGAUGUGAGCCUUGAAUCAUCAGAUUAUUGGAAAUAUGUGAUGGCCACAUACAACAAGGAUUUUGCUGAAGCAUAUGAUGCACAACCUGCUGACAUUCCUGAUUCUUGGAAGACAAUCACAAUGGAAAAGGCAAAGAAAAGUCUCAAAGAGUCGUUCAACAUCAGCUGAAAUAUAACUCAUGUUGAGUUUUAAGAACACAAGUGGUUUUAAAAACCAGACCAGUUUUAAGAACUAGUUUCUAUUCUAUUACACUCUUAAUAACAACUGGUAUUUCUAUUAAAAGUAUAAUAGAAAUGCUUUUGCAUGUAGAGAAUUUCUAUUAUUCUUCCCCCUAUUUUUGAAAGCCUGGAUAAUUUACACUUAGGGCUCAUCCCUUUCACCAAAGACAAAAUAAAUCACUUUAAGCCUGUUUUACUAUAGUUCCAUGUAUUUUUUAAUCAAUAAUCAUUUCUAAUUAAUGCAUUUUAUUGUUCUAUUCUUUUAUAAAUUUUGUUUACAAAAUAUCUUGUCUUACAGUACAGCGUUGUUAGAAAAUGGUCCGAAUGUGCAACUACAUUGGAUGGGUGAUUUCUUUGGUCAUUGCUGGAUUCUGUUGUUCCUGUUCUUGUUAUCAUGAUUGUUCUUCUUGGGUUGUGGUUAAUUCUCAAUACUUCCACCCUAUGGCUGCCUUUAUGCUGUUGUACUUUGGUGCAACAGGAUAAAGGCAACAGGAUAAUCAAUGCUUUUCAAAGCAUUGAUUAUCAAAUGAGACAAACAAUCUCUCUCUCUCUCUCUCUCUCUCUCUCUCUCUCUCUACAAUAUUCAUAAAGGGUGAGUAGCAGACUAUAAAGAACUGCUGCAAUUAGCUUAUCAAUCAGUUACAGAAACAGCAGGUCAAAUUUCAAGCUCAUAAUCCUGGCUGAGAUAACAUGACCUCAAUUAGAGUUGGUCAUGCAAAGUUUUGCAGAAGCCAUCUGAAUCUUAUUUUUUUCCAUUUCAACAUUUGAACAUUUCUUUUUAGAUGUGUUUGGUGUUUUGAUUUUGAUAUAUUUAAUUUGUCUUAUUUUUCAUUGCUUGAAAGAAAUUUGCAAGAGAUGUAGCAUGUUAUUUGUGCAAUACAAACCCAGUUAAUGUGUAAGCAUUAUGACUCAAUAAAUGGUAAUAAA
Molecule: messenger RNA, 6332 nt
Organism: Xiphophorus maculatus (southern platyfish)
Lineage: Eukaryota; Metazoa; Chordata; Actinopteri; Cyprinodontiformes; Poeciliidae
Product: interferon-induced very large GTPase 1-like
Exons: 7
Coding region: 226-5355 (1709 amino acids)
Molecular function (GO): GTP binding
Source: RefSeq, a predicted model, not a curated record